Messenger RNA from Triplophysa dalaica, 1433 nucleotides. RefSeq names its product ATP synthase mitochondrial F1 complex assembly factor 1 (gene atpaf1). Gene Ontology annotation, cellular component: mitochondrion. NCBI's taxonomy places the organism in Eukaryota, Metazoa, Chordata, Actinopteri, Cypriniformes, Nemacheilidae. The record is from RefSeq and is a predicted model, not a curated record. The transcript is spliced from 9 exons. The coding region runs from base 1 to 909 and encodes 302 amino acids. Gene Ontology annotation, biological process: mitochondrial proton-transporting ATP synthase complex assembly.
AUGUGGGACGGGGAAAAGAUGGCGGCGGCCAUGAUACAAAUGUCAUGUUUGUAUCGUGGGAUGUUGGCGGUCAGGGCAACUGGCAUCCGACCUCUCAUCCCAGGGCUUGUGCCAUCUCAGUUUAGGGCGUUUUCGUUAAAGAAAGACCCGGAGUUAGAGGAAAAUCCCUAUUAUAAUAAAUAUGAAGAGAAGAUCAAGAAGCUGCGCAGUUCGAAACCUGAAGAAUACAAAGCUCGACUGGAGAAGCGAAGUGAAGUGAAGACGCAACCUCUCGGACAGUCUAGACAAGCUGAAUUCGUGAAGUAUAUGGAAAAUGAGUUGGACAAACGAGGAAAAGAAGGAUCUGGGGGCUUCACCAAAGAUAAGACAUUGGGGUCUAUUCUCAAUCUUGAAAUGGUUCAAGAUAAAUCUGGAUCUGAAAUCGCAGAGCUUUGGAUGCAGUACUUUGCAAAGAAAGACACGAUCAGCGCCGUCAUCCCAGGUUCAACAUUUGACCUCAUUUUUGGUCGUGCCAAAUCUUGUCCAAUGUUUUUGUAUGCCCUGCCCCAGAAAGAGGGUUAUGAGUUCUUUAUCGGCCAGUGGUCUGGUCACGAGCUGCACUUCACUUCUUUGAUCAACGUUCAGACUAGUGGAGAGAAUGCACCCAGUCAGGUUAUUUUAUACCAUUAUACAGACCUGCAGAAGGACAAGGACAUUGUUCUUAUGACUGCUGAAAUAGAUGGAAAAUUUGUGACCGUCCAUCAGGCACAAUGUUUAGCCAAUCAGGUGCAACUGUUUUAUGCAUCGCAGCGGUAUGAGACUUUCCAAUUGGUUGAGACCUUCAACCACAAACCAGAAGAUUUUAAACACAUGACGGUGAUAGCAGAACUAGAACAGAGUGGAAUGGGUCCGGAAGUCACAACAAAUUAGUUUUAAGGCAAUAAAACAACUGGAGCUUAAUGAGAAUGACUCUGUGAUAAUGAAUGGAGUCCUACGAGAAGAGAUGUAAACUCAUUAUUCAGAGGAUGUCUCCAUUGCCUUAUGAUUGAUUAUGAGUCAUCUGCUACCAUGUAUGCAGAUUCACAUAAUUUGUUUCGCAUUCAACAACGACAUUACGUGUCCCCGACAAUACCUGCAAAUAUAUUGUCAAACCUAUUGGUUAUUAAAAGUAACUAAUACAUAUACCAUACAGUUUUUCGUCCCUUUUCUGUAAAUGGUUAUUAAUUAACUUUAUUGACAAGAGGUGCACCACUAAUUUGUUAAUUAAGGUUUGUAUUGUUUCCCCAUAUGUCUUAUUACUUGAAACUUGGUUGUAAAACAUGUGAUGGCACACCUCAGCCCCAGUGAGAUCUAAGAAUAGAUUAUGUGUAUAUUCCUCCAGUACAAUAAUAGUGUUUCAGUUUAUAUGUCUGUUGUGGUUUACUGUACUUCAUAAUAAAAGUUAAUUCUUCACA